This is a messenger RNA of Anguilla rostrata (American eel), 2494 nucleotides long. It is a transcript of the gene tymp, whose product is annotated as thymidine phosphorylase. The record is from RefSeq and is a predicted model, not a curated record. The transcript has 13 exons. Bases 978 to 2348 code for a protein of 456 amino acids. Gene Ontology annotation, biological process: pyrimidine nucleobase metabolic process; pyrimidine nucleoside metabolic process. NCBI's taxonomy places the organism in Eukaryota, Metazoa, Chordata, Actinopteri, Anguilliformes, Anguillidae. Gene Ontology annotation, cellular component: cytosol. Gene Ontology annotation, molecular function: pyrimidine-nucleoside phosphorylase activity; 1,4-alpha-oligoglucan phosphorylase activity.
GACCAUAUAGUUGCCUGGGAUCCCAAUGCCAUCACAAUGCGGAAUAUUGUCAGUCAACUAAAAGGAUACGAUGCUAAAGGGUUUUGUUUAACAGCUCAUUGAUGGAAAUAACAAAAACAGAAACUGUCGCCCGUGAAUCCUGAUUGGCCAGAGUAGACUGGAUAAAUAGCGGUAUCCAGGUGGAUCCGGGACUGUCGUCUGUACACUGUGACUUUCGGUUUCUACUGUAAGAAACGCGCAGGACCCAAAAUGCAGGACAGAGACAGCGGUGUAUGGAAUUCAGAAAGAGAUCUUUGAUUAAACAGCAGGGGGUGGUAGGAACCAGGGCAGGAUUGAAGCAGGGACCCUGAGGGUUGGUGAGGAGGUGGUCCGGAAUCCGGCUUGGCGUGGCGCUGGAAGGGAUUCCUUUGGCUCCGGCUGGACCGGAAGGUUGGAGCUGGGGAGUGUAGCCUCUGUAGUUCUGUCUUCUGUGGACAGUACUCACUGACAGAGCAACGCCAGCUUCCUGAAGAGUAUUUCUGAUCUGUCUGACAGGUGUUUGGAGGUUUUUCCUCAAUAUGGUGAGAGUUCUUCAGUCAUCACCUGUAGAGCUCUUCCUUGGCUUACCAGGCCCUUUGUGAUUGAACUCACCAGUGCUCUCUUAAUGAUGUUUCAAAAAAAUCAUUUUGGUUAGCUUAAGGUUUAGCCUUUGCCUCUGACAGUUGUUUUCUUAUUUCUCAUUCUCAUAGUGGAUUGGCACAACUCUGGUCCUCAUGUUGGCAAAUGCCAAUAACAUACUCCAAAGGCGAUCAAAGGCCUAGAACUACUGGAUACUAAAGGCUCUCUUAUAUCUGCAUUAAGAAGACAACUGAAUGCAUCUCACUCUUCCAGAAACGCCCGUGAAGCCAUUUGUCCCAAACAUUACGGUGCCCUGAAAUGAGGGCCUGUGUGUAAAAAGUUCUGUCAUUUCUACACGGUGAAACCAAGGUCUAAAUCAAAUGGAGAAUCAUAUGGAGAAUGCGGUUAGCUUCCCCGAGCUGAUCCGGAAGAAGAGGGAUGGGGAACAGUUCACCUCGGAGGAGAUUCGAGCGUUCGUGCUGGCCGUCAAAAACAGGACAAUUCAAGAAGCCCAGAUAGGGGCCAUGCUGAUGGCAAUUUGGCAGAAGGGCAUGGUUGCCGAGGAGACGCUGGCACUGACGCGCGAGAUGAUGCUGUCCGGAGAGGUGCUCGCCUGGCCGGCGGAGUGGGCGGGGCUCGUGAUGGACAAGCAUUCCACGGGUGGGGUGGGAGACAAGGUCAGCCUACCCCUGGCCCCGGCACUAGCGGCCUGCGGCUAUAAGGUGCCCAUGAUCAGUGGCAGAGGCUUGGCUCACACAGGUGGAACGCUGGACAAGCUGGAGUCCAUUCCGGGGUUCAGCAUCGAUCAAUCCGUUGGCCAGAUGAAGAAGAUUUUAGAGGAAGUCGGCUGUUGCAUUGUGGGUCAGACGGAGAACCUGGUCCCGGCCGAUAAGGUGCUGUACGCCAUUAGGGAUGCCACCGCCACUGUGGACAGCAUGCCACUCGUUACAGCGUCGAUUAUCUCAAAGAAAGGGGCUGAGUCUCUGUGCGCCCUGAUUCUGGACGUGAAGUACGGGAAGGCCGCUGUGUUCAAGGACAUCGCCAGCGCCAGGAAGAUGGCGCAGUCCCUGGUGGCAGUGGGGAACAAACUGGGCGUCCGCACUGGAGCCGCCCUCAGCAGGAUGGACAACCCCAUCGGGCUGUGCAUCGGAAACUCCCUGGAGGUGCUGGAGUCCCUGGAGUGCCUGAAGGGCCGUGGACCUCCUGACCUGCAGGGGCUGGUCACCUGUCUGGGAGGACGCCUGCUGUGGAUUAGUGGGAAGGCUCCCACCCCAGAGAGCGGGGAGCAGGAGAUCGGCCGGGCCUUGGCGGACGGGACGGCCUUGCGCAAGUUCCAGGCCAUGCUGGAGGCCCAGGGGGUGUCCGCAGAGAACGCCCAAAUCCUGUGCUCCACGGACGCGGACUACUUCCGAGUCUUGAGACGGGCCCAGUUGGAGGUGGAGCUAGAAGCACAGGCGGAAGGUACAGUUUUAGAGGUAAAUGCCAUUAUAAUCGCCAAAGUGCUUCACAAGUUGGGGGCAGGGCGCACAAAGGCAGGAGAGCCAAUCAAUCACAGUGUCGGGGCGGAGCUUCUGGUCACCGCGGGGAUGAAGGUAAAGAAAGGUGACCGCUGGGCCAGGGUCCACUUCGACAGGCGGCCGUUCGGUGCGGAGCUCCAGGCCCGCUUUCAGGAGGCGCUGGUGAUCGGGAGCUUGGACUGUGACCGUGCCCAGGACACCCCUCUAGUCUCUGAGUUCAUCCCUCCGGAAUGACGCACCUGGUCUGGUGUGGAACAGCCGCCGUCCUCUCUCUCUGCCGUGGGACAAUCAAACCAAGGCCUCAAUGCAACGAAAAUCGCAAACCAAUAAUCUGUAAUCUGUAAUCUGACAGCUAAUUAAAUGGAUAUUCACUGACAGUC